Abrus precatorius (Indian licorice) is the source of this 954-nucleotide messenger RNA. RefSeq names its product glyoxylate/hydroxypyruvate reductase HPR3-like. Lineage: Eukaryota; Viridiplantae; Streptophyta; Magnoliopsida; Fabales; Fabaceae. Gene Ontology annotation, cellular component: cytosol. The record is from RefSeq and is a predicted model, not a curated record. The coding region runs from base 1 to 954 and encodes 317 amino acids. The transcript is spliced from 2 exons. Gene Ontology annotation, molecular function: hydroxypyruvate reductase [NAD(P)H] activity; NAD binding; glyoxylate reductase (NADPH) activity.
AUGGAAGAAGUGCUGGUGUUAGGUCUUCCAUCAAUCAUGCCAGCAUUGGAAUCACUAUACUCUCACAAAUACAAAUUCCUCAAACUAUUUAACUCAAAACUCUCUCUUCUUCCCUUCCUCCAAACCCAAAACGUUACCCCUUCCUCCAUUCGCGCCAUUCUCAGCAACCCACUCCAAGCCCUCACCGCCGAUCUCCUCCGCCUCCUCCCCGCCGUCGCCCUCAUCAUCACCACCAGCGUCGGAACCGACCACAUUGACCUCCUCGAAUGCCGCCGCCGUUCCAUUCAGGUUCUCUCCGUCAGAGAAGGUUCCUCUGCCGACGACGUCGCUGAAUUCGCCGUCGGCUUGUUGAUCGACGCGCUCUGCAAAAUUUCCGCCGCCGAUCGACACAUCAGGAAAUGCGUUUCAUAUAAUUUUCCUCUUCCCUCUAACUCCAAGCUAGGAGGCAAAAGAGUUGGGAUUGUUGGAUUGGGAAGAAUUGGUGGGGAAGUUGCUAAAAGACUUGAGGCCUUUGAUUGCAGAGUUAUGUACCAUUCAAGAAAAGAGAAGCCAUUUGUUUCAUACCCAUUUUGUUCUAAUGUUGUGGAGCUUGCUGGUAAUAGUGAUAUCCUUGUGGUUUGUUGUUCAUUAAAUGAGCAAACAAGGCACAUAAUUAACAGAGAAGUGAUGUUGGCAUUGGGGAAAGAUGGAGUUAUUGUGAAUGUUGGAAGAGGUGCUCUAAUUGAUGAAAAGGAAUUGGUGGGGUGUUUGAUGGAAAGAGAGAUAAGAGGUGCGGGUUUGGAUGUGUUUGAGAAUGAGCCCAAUGUUCCCAAGGACCUCUUUGCAUUGGAUAAUGUUGUUCUAACACCUCAUGCUGCUUCACUUACUAAUGAAUCUUCCAAGAAAAAAUAUGAACUGGUAGCAGAGAGUCUAGACACCUUCUUUGCUAGCAAACCACCGGUUACUCCAGAAUGA